This is a messenger RNA of Sorex araneus (European shrew), 6447 nucleotides long. RefSeq names its product chromosome 2 C1orf116 homolog (gene C2H1orf116). Bases 3736 to 5442 code for a protein of 568 amino acids. The transcript has 3 exons. The record is from RefSeq and is a predicted model, not a curated record. Lineage: Eukaryota; Metazoa; Chordata; Mammalia; Eulipotyphla; Soricidae.
GCUGCAGUGCUGCUGUACGUGUGUGGGCGGGGGCGGGGGGCAGCGUGGGGAACGCUCUUCUUCGCCCCAGGUUUUCCUUCUGUUCCUUCCUCCCUGUUCUGCCUGGAGUCAGAGUAGGUGGGAACUUUCUUGAGUAUUUUACGAAGACCAGCGCUCUGCUGCAGCUCUUGUCCACCUGCUAUUUUGACGAGAAAAGAGGGGUAGGAGCAGUGACCAUGGGGCUGGUGAGAAGACAGAGGCACCAGACCCCCCUGAAGCUCUGUCAGGAAAGUCUCAAGGUUUUGUCAAGUGUCCAUCUCAGGUAAACCUUGCCUUGGGGUCCCCUGAGGCAAGUGUGGUGUCAUCCAAGCUCUCAACUAUUUGUGAGGCGGUUUGCAAGGGGGUGGGAAGUUGGGUUCACUGAGAAAAUAUCCACUCCAGUUGCCAGUUCAUUUGAUAGCAGAUAACAUAGAUGGGGAGUCUAGUUUAUGGGGCUCAAUUAAACUGAUUUUCCAGCACUCGGAUCAUAGUCGCAGAGGCGGGUGAACAGGAAGCUCCUUGGCCAUGCUGUGAUGGCAGCUGGGUUCGGCACCAGCAUGCGGAGGUUGUGCUGGAUCUUUGGCAUGAGCUGGGCUUGUCGGCAGUGAAAAUGGCCGGCUGCUCAGCAGGCUUCACUGUGCAGGGCGCCAAACUUCUUUUCCCUCCGACCACUGGCAAAUAGGAGGACCUAACGGUGUUGUGUGCUCCUGGGAGGCCGGGCACAGCUCAUAGUCUUCCAGGCACCUUCUCCAGCUCAAGGCACAUUUCUGGCCACUUUGGAAACUACAGGCAUACCUAGUCUAAGAGAAGCUCCUCUAGGGACCCUCAGCCGACCGGGUGCAGACUGUCAGGGGGAGAGCAACAGGGCCUCUAGUCUGCCUAGAAGGCAGCCAGGCAAGACCUCAGGGACCUGGCGCCUGUGCCCACCUCUCCUGCAGAUGCCCCAGCUGCACAUGCCUCCAUGUGUUUGCUCUCUCCAAGGCUCGUUGGUGCAAGUGCAGUGGUUAAUAUUUAAUGCCUGCGCAGGAAUGACUGGGCUGUGAGCUCUCAGUCCAUCCCCUUGUCUCCAAGGAGGUCAAAGGUUAAGAGAUACCAGACUCCCCCGCUUGAGUGUUGUUCUCAGACUUCUCACCAGGCAGGAACCAGGCCUUGAUGACCACCCUGAAAUAGACCCCAAGUUUCAAGGUUGUAAAGUUGGUGAAAAGAAAUGUCCAGACCAAGUGAAGCUGGCCAGAGAGAACAGAGAGACUAGCCACACUUGAGGCAUAGCAGGGUGCCAGGUGGGGCGGCAGGUACUGAGUCUUUUUCAGGGUGAUUUACAGAUUAGGUCGAGAGUUCAGAGUUUAUGGGGCUCAAUUAAACUGAUUUUCCAGCACUCGGGUCAUAGUCGCAGAGGCGGGUGAACAGGAAGCUCCUUGGCCGUGCUGUGAUGGCAGCUGGGUUCGGCACCAGCAUGCGGAGGUUGUGCUGGACCUUUGGCAUGAGCUGGGCUUGUCGGCAGUGAAAAUGGCCAAGUUGCAUAGGUUUCUUUGAAGUUCUCUCUCCUUUAGACACAGCUGACAUUGGGACAAAGUUGUGACCAGAACAGCAGUUUCCGGUGUUCCGUGGGAGGGGAGUGAAAGGAAAGAGUGAUCCUGGGCUCAGGUGUUUGGAGGGUGAAGUGGGGGCACCUGCAGGCACGAGGCUGAUUUCUUGCAUGGAGCCAGGUUCCAGGCUGCCCUCUGCAUGGCCGCCUGUAAAGAGCUGGGCUCUAUCCCUGCUUGUCCCAGACAGGAGAGCAGAAAGAGCUGGAGCAGAAAGGAUUGUCUCUGCCUGUCUGACCAACCCAUGCACCAGAACGUGGCCACUCCAGGAUAAGGCCGGUGAAGCUGCCAUGGUGCUGUCUCUUCCAGCUGCUCCACUUUGGAAGGACAGAAGUUCCUCAUGCAAUGGGGAGUGGCCUGGGCAGAACAAGGGCAACCACUUCCUCCGAAAGGGAGAAGUGGCACCUGCUCACCCACUCCUAGAGAUGAUUAGAUGAAUUGCAGUGAAUCACCUUAUCACCUUUAAUAUUGACUGACUGAUAUUUCAGAUAAGAAAAUGAUCCAGAAACUGAACCCUUGGAUCCACACUGCCUUUCUCAAAAUGAUGCCUUUGUCUUGCAUAGUUUUGCAGUCCUCAUACUUCACAAAUGCUCACAAAUGUUAGUUUGACUGAAAGGAUUGACAGAAUUCCAUAGAGCCACAUAUUCUCUGGGAAGUAAAAUACUUAAGGGAUUAUAAAAAACAGAUGGAGGGGCUCAGCACUCAGUACAGGCCAAUGCCAUGCGCGAAGGCCCCCUCACACCUUCAUGGCCAAUCCCAGUUCAGUCCCCAGGCAUCAUUAGUGCAGCCCUGGAGGCCUCAGGCCCUACUGCGGUGGUCCAGGUAGCCCCCAGCAUUUCAGGGUGGGGACAGACUGUAUCCUCAGGUCCUUGCACAGAGUCCCACUCAUGGGACUCCCCAGACAUCCUGAGCGCCUCUCAGAUACCUUAAGUAAAUGAAUUAAUUAAAUAAGAUAAAUGAAGAGCGAAAGGAAUCUAUCAUCUCAGCAGGCUCACUCACCCAGUGUUUUCUGAGCAUCUCUGUGUGACUAGGUAGAGGGGAUGCCCUUUGCUGCAAUGCUUUCUGACUUCCAGGGACCUGGUCUUUCUCUUCAGUGGCUUAUUCUUCUCUUUCUGCCCCCUGAGGGCCUCUUUCCAGGCAGAGGGGCCUUGUGCUUGCCUGUUCUAUAUCAUUGGCAGACCAACUCACCCAGUAAAGCUAAAUCCGGCUUUGGCACUAAAGACACUUAUUGGCAAAAGCCUAUAAGACACCUUCCCUGGAAUUCAAGUCCCACAUCCCAAUCUCAGUUGGAACAGACUUUUCUAGAGCAUCUUACCUAGAAUUGUGGGUAGGGAAAACAGUACAAAGUACGGCCUGUCAUGGGGGUUCUUGAGGCUCAGGGUCAGGCCAAUGGCCUUCCCAUUCUUCCUUCCUCUCCUUUCUGUUUGACCUCCGAACCACCUUUUAAACCAGGUGUUAUUAGAAGUUCUUUUUUUUUUUUUUUUGCCUAGAAGAGUCUCACAAACAGGCAGUCGGAGCCCUUGGGACAGUAAAGGGAAAGCCCCGGCCCUGGGCAUGGGAGCCAGGACCUCUCAGCCCUCCCCAGCCAGUUCCUUCAACACACAUCAGGAGCCUCCUUGGGAGCCAGCAAGGGGAGAGGGCUGGAACCUGACUCCUGAACUAGUGAGAAUGCUGCUCCACAGGCUGCGGUCACCGUGGCCAGGUGCUGUCAGCACAGGGCUUCAGCGGGAGUGCCCCAAGUUUCCACGCGCUGAGAGCCAGGGAUCCACCAGGCUGUCUUCGGUUGACACCUGCACACAGCAGAGUCGAGAUUUGAACAUAGACGUCUCAUACGAGAGAGGUCUGGGAGACAGUGGUCCCGAGGAGUGAGGUCUCCCCUGCCCGGACCCUCCUCCCACCCUCACUGCAGCUUCUGUGCGUGUGGGGCCAUGCGGGGCCUCCUCGGGGUGGUGCUGCCUGUGGCCCUUCCUGCUCGCUGUCUGCUUGGUGUUCCUGCCGUAUGCUGCCCAGGGCUGGGCUCACACGUAGCUCUCUGAUCCUUCUCUUUCAGGCCGGCUGGGGACUUCUCCGCUUCUCUUCGCUUCCCCUCUGGGGGCCGCUUUAGCUGCCCCUGCACCGCACCUUGCUUCCGGCUAUGCCUGAGAAGGAGCCGUGGCUGGUGGGGCCUGGCUCAGCACCCAGGACCCAAGUUGGCAGCUGUGACAGAAUGAAGAGCUCCACCUCCGCCUGCUCUGGAUCUAGUGACGGCAGCUACGACUUCCUGUCUGCCGAGGAGAAGGCGUGCCUGCUCUUCUUGGAGGAGACCAUUGGCUCCCUGGAUACUGAGGUUGACAGUGGACUGUCCACAGAUGAGUCUGAACAGGUCACGAUCCCUCAAGCCCCUGCAGCUCUGCCCACCACACAGCCCACAUCUCAGGGCUCUCCAGAGGGGGAGGCGCCUCCACCAGUCCCUGAGAAGGGAUCUGGGCCUGAGCACCAUGGUGUAGCCCAACCUGGCCGGGCCUUCUGCACUGGCUCCCACAGCCUUCCCAGAAACAUCAAUAUCAACAGAUGCCAUUCUCCAAUAGGCAGAGCCCCUGAGGCUGCGGUCCACCCUGCAGGAGCUUCUGAGGGGCUUUUCUGGGCACCUGACCGGAAACAGAGUGCCACAGUCCCAGCUAGAGAGGCAGUACUGGGCACAGUUCUCAUUCCCCCUCCAGAGGGGUUCCGGGACACCCAGCCUGAGCUGAGCUUGGAGCCUCAACUGCCCUCAGGACCAGGGCAGCAGCUCAGUGCCCUGCAGAGAAAAGAAACUCGGGCAGAAACCAUGGCCCAGAGAGCCAACGAGUCAGGAGGUGCCUGGCCUCCUUCUGCAGCAUCCUCCCAGGACAGAGCUCAAGAGACUGUAGCCAAGUCAGGGAGUGAUCCAGAGACCCAGCUGGCCCUCACCACCGCCCCCAAGUCCCGGAAACUGCCUCCAAACAUUGUUCUCAAGAGCAGCCGCAGCAGCUUCCGUGGGGACCCGCACACCUGGCUGGCCCGUCCUUCUGAAACUGCCCCUGGAGACUCUGGCCUGGCCUCCCCAUCCCUGCAGGAGCAGAGGCGGGCACGCCGCGAAGCUCUGGAGAAGCUGGGGCUGCCCCAGGACCAGCAGGAGCCUGGUGCCCACACAAGCAAGCUCAGCAGACUCAAGGAUCCCCAUGCUCCAGGCUUGGCUCAGCCUGCAGCACCCACUCAGCCCACACCCCCCAGACUGGCCCCUGGGGCCCCCCAGGUGACCCCUCCAGGGAAGGCUUCUGCCCAGGGUUCUUUUGCAGACAAGGUCUGGACUCCUGCCCAGGAUCCCGCUGCAGGGGAGACUCCAGUGCUCUCAUCCAGGCCGGUUCCUAUUCUGAGGUCUCUGGGAGCUCGGAGUCCCCCGGCUCUGCAGAAACUCGGCUCAGAGCUGCCAUUGCAGGAGAGCGGCCUCCCUGGCUCAAGGCAGAUGAGCUUCAAGUCCAAGACUCUAGAGCGGUCAGGUGUGGGCCUGAGCAGCUCCCUCUUUGCAGAGAAGGGCCCUGACCCCCAAGCCAUCAGCUCUCUGGAGAAGGCCUCCUUCCUGGACAAGACCUCCCCCAUUGCCCAGCAUCGCUAUCGUCCCCGGCCUGCCUCCCUGGGCACUGGAAAGGACUUUGCGGGCAUCCAGGUGGGCAAGCUGGCCGAGUUGGAGCAGGAGCAGACCUCCAAGCACCUGGCUUACCAGGGACAGAGCCGUGACAAACUGCCCCGCCCUCCCUGUGUCAGUGUCAGGAUCUCCCCCAAAGGGGUCCCUGAUGAGCACAGAAGGGAGGCUCUGAGGAAGCUGGGCCUGCUGAAGGAGUAGGAUGGUGGCCAGCAGGGCCAGAGGACCUCGCAUUUCCAUGAGGUGCCUUGGAAGUGCAGGGGAGAGACAAACCUAUGCACACGUAUACUCAGAGCAGCCAUACCUGCUCAGUCCACAUCCCGAAGAUGACUGCCACAGGAGGUUUGUGUGGAUGUGUGCGCAAGCGUGUGUGAGCGUGAGUGUGUUUGUGUAUAGUGUGUGUGUGCAAGUGUGAGAGUGGAUGAGAAUGAAUGAGUGUGAGUGUGUGGUGGGUGUGUGAGCAAACAUGUUGGUGGGGGGGAGUGUGUGUACAUGUGAGUAUGGGUGAGUGUUUUGGUGAAUGUAUGUUAAUGUUGGUGAAUAUGCAGACAUAUGAGUGUAUGAGUGGACUUGUAAGUGUGGAUGUGAGAGAAAGCUGUGUGUUUAGAGGCCCGCUUUGUUGGAGAUACCAUUGCAAGUGGUCAGGGUUCACCAUUGCUGGACAUGGGGUCCCAGGACCCCUGUUAGAAAUGGGAUGGACUCAAGCCUUGCUGGAUCCUUUCUCAGGCCAGAUCCUCUGGACCAGGGUCCCAAGAGGAGCAGGAUGUAUCCUGUAAUUCGGAUUCUCAGCUGGCAGACAACAGAAGAGCCCUGUGUGUUUGUGAUUGUGGUACGAGUGACCUCAGGGCACAUGUCUGCGUGGGGUGGGUCCUGUGCACAGAAUCAACAAUUCCACAAUAAAACAUGUACGAGUCUCACUCCUUGCUCCUGUUCUUCCUACUCCUCAUCCUCCUUUAGCCAGCAUAUCCCCAUGCCUGUGGGGCCAGUCUCCCUCUGCAAGGAGCCGGAGCCCAAGCGCUGAGACCUGUGCAGACCUUGUUGAUGUUGUAAAUGAUAUUCAUCUCAUCACUCAUCACUGGCUGACCUAUGUGACCCACAAGUUUCUAAGGGUGCCUAGACAACACUCAACCAGUCUGUUGAGGAUAGUGACUGCCGGUGUGAAGGAUGACCCUCCACGGUCACUGCCUGAGGAGGGAGCAACUGUCC